UGUUUAAAAUAACAUAUGGUGUGUUGUUUAUGAAAGUUGCUCCGCAUUGAUUUAAAAUGACACACUCAAAUUACUUCAUAAAAUUAAUCCGUCGAUAUAGCUUCCGGUGUAUUAUGGUUAGUUUGGCAUUGCAUUAUGUUACAAACUCAUACAAAAGUAAUGGUUCAUACUGUGAUGCAGACACUGCAUACUUACAUUGGUCUACGGAAUUGCCUGCAGUGACAGUUUGCUACUCUGAAAAAAACUUGAUGUACAGUAACACUGAAGUUGAUUAUCCACUCAAUACAAAUAUAUUAACAAGAACCAAGGAAUUUAGAGCAAAAAAUGUCAUUGCCAUUUGUAAUCAAUUAUUUAAAUCAUGUUCAUGGUGCGGAAAAAAAUUUAACUGCUGCCGUCAUUUUCAAUCAAACCGGCUUUUAAUUAAUCAACCUUGUUAUUCUAUAAAUUCUUUACAAACUAUUGAAAAAAGAAAAAAAUUAUCUGUAAGCCACUUUUCAAAGAUAGGACCAUUAAUAAUCGAAUUUUCACUGCCUUCUGUUAUUGCGUUGCACGAUCCUACCUAUGUGUUAUUCGGGAAAUCUCAAGAGCCACUUUUUAAUAUUCAUUUGAACAAUGAAAUUGAGAUUAUAUAUUCAACAAGACAAAUUAUUGAAGAUUCUUCUUUAACAAUUUUGGAUUCUUCUAAACGAGGUUGUUUGUUACGAAAUGAGAAAAAACUUAUACAUCACAAUAUGUACAGCCAAACUGCCUGUUUGCUUGAAUGUGCUAUGUAUAAACCCAGUUUGUAUGCUUUAAAUGAGACAUUUUGUAAUUGUCUUCCGAACUGCGCCGAAAUCGAACUCAAAUAUAUUUGGAAUCAUAUUCACAAAACAGAGGAUAACACAACACGAUGUAUUUUAACAAUGAUAAAACCAGCUACUGAAAGGUUAAUAUUAAAGGCCAAAAAAGACUUCAUUGAUUUAAUAAUUAUUCUCGCCUGUCUAAUGAAGCUUUUUACUGGUCUUACAUUUCCAGACAUACUCAAGUGUUUUUUUAAAACAUCAAAUUCAGGCAAGGUUCUAUCAAGUCCUCGACCUUUACGUGAGACUCCAGUCAAGUUGUGUAUUAGCAGAAAAAAAACCUGACCCAUAAUUAUGUAGUUGUGAUGUGUGUAUACUCUACACGCUU
Molecule: messenger RNA, 1167 nt
Organism: Daktulosphaira vitifoliae (grape phylloxera)
Lineage: Eukaryota; Metazoa; Arthropoda; Insecta; Hemiptera; Phylloxeridae
Exons: 9
Coding region: 57-1124 (355 amino acids)
Biological process (GO): sodium ion transport
Cellular component (GO): membrane
Molecular function (GO): sodium channel activity
Source: RefSeq, a predicted model, not a curated record